Molecule: messenger RNA, 2148 nt
Organism: Cricetulus griseus (Chinese hamster)
Lineage: Eukaryota; Metazoa; Chordata; Mammalia; Rodentia; Cricetidae
Source: RefSeq, a predicted model, not a curated record
ACUGUGGGUGAGGUCCUGGUCCAUGAGAGGAUCAUGGUCUUUCAGCUCUGCCUGUGGAUGUUGCUCUUCCUCUCCCCAUGGUCCCCAACUGAACACACUAAAUACAGUAGCCCUCCAGAAGUAGUGAUACCCUUGAGGGUCACUGACACUAGGAGACAUGGUAGUUCUCCAGGCUGGUUGUCCUAUAGCCUGCGCUUUGGUGGAGAGAGACACAUUAUCACCAUGAAACCCACAAAAUACUUCAUAUCCAGAAACUUCCUACUGCUCACCUACACUGACAAAGAUGAUCUCCUUGCAGAGCAGCCUGAGGUGCAGAGUGACUGCUACUACCAUGGAGAUGUGGAUGGAGACCCAGAAUCCAUUGUUGCCCUUACAACCUGUUUGGGGAGUUUGCAAGGCAUACUAGAGAUAAAUGGCACAGCUUAUGAAAUCAUGCCCAAGAGCUCAACUUCCACAUUUGAACAUCUUGCUUACAAAAUGGAGAGUGAGGACUUAGAAUCAUUUUCUAUGAGAUGUGGAUUAACAGAAGAGGAAAUAGCACGACAAAUGAAGAUUGAAGAAAGCAAAGACUCCACACUUAUGCAAAGCCACUAUGAGGGAUGGUGGACCCACCACAAGUAUAUUGAAUAUUUUGUGGUGAUAGAUAAUAAACGAUAUGUUUAUAGAAACAAUAAUGCCACAGCUUGUAUUAAUGAUAUUUUGCAAAUAGUCAAUGGAAUAAAUAGUUAUUAUGUUCAAAUAGAUAUUGACGUGAUUUUAACUACACUUCAAGUGUGGAGUAAACAAAAUCAUGUCAAUGUGGAAGGAGAUAUAGGUAGUGUCCUAACUAAUUUCUGCAAAUGGAAGCAAACUAACAUUGGCAAUCAAAUUAGACAUGAUAUCAUACAUCUUUUUCCCAGGCAAGGCUAUGGUAUGUAUUUAGGGCUAGCUUAUGUAGGUGCAGUUUGUACACCUAAUAAUUGUGCUGUUAACAGCUUCAUGUCUGAUUCAAUGAUAGAUAUGGCAUUCAUUAUAGCACAUGAGAUGGGUCACAAUUUGGGUAUGCUUCAUGACAGUAAUCAAUGUACUUGUGGGAGAAGUAGUUGCAUAAUGGCCCCAGCAAAAUCUAAUUCCCACAGAUUCAGCAACUGCAGUUAUGAGGAGCUCUAUAGAACUAUUACCAGAAGAACCUGUUUAUACAAUUUUCCAGAUGAAGCAGUCAGCAUCAGCACAAACCUGACCUGGUGUGGGAAUAAUAUAGUGGAGGAAGGAGAGCAGUGUGACUGUGGGUCUUAUAAGUCAUGUCAAAGAGAUCCAUGCUGUAGCCAAGACUGCAUGUUCAAACCUGGUGCUAAAUGUGCUUUUGGACUUUGUUGCAAAGAUUGCAAGUUGAUCCCCACAGGCACAGUGUGUAGAAGUGUGAACAAUGAGUGUGACCUUCCAGAGUGGUGCAAUGGAACUUCACCUGAGUGUCCAGAAGAUGUGUACAUGGAGGAUGGACAUCUCUGCGGUGGUAGUAGUUAUUGCUAUAAAAGGGCAUGUCAUAAACAUGAGGAACAUUGUCAGAAAAUUUUUGGCAAGGGAGCCAGGAGUGCCAGUGAGACUUGCUACAUGGAAAUGAACAAACGGGGUGACCGUUUUGGUAACUGUGGUAACAAUAGCUAUAACUACAUACAAUGCAACAGCAUGGACGUACUCUGUGGACGAAUUCAGUGUGAAAAUGUAAUAGAGCUUCCCCAUAGGGAAAAACAUGAAACAGUCCAUUGGACUCACUUCAACAAUGUCACCUGCUGGACUGUCGACUACCAUUUUGGAAUAACCAUAACUGAUAUUGGGGCAGUGAGAGAUGGCACUCCUUGUGGUCUAGACCACAUAUGCAUUGACAGGAAGUGUGUCCCUAAGCUUGUUUUGUUAAGUAAUUGUUCGGCAGCCCAAUGCAAUAUGAAAGGAGUCUGUAACAAUAAACAUCACUGCCACUGUGAUGUCAAAUGGAAGCCACCAGGUUGUAAUGUAAGUGGCUUUGGAGGUAGUAUAGACAGUGGACCACCUCCAGAAAGACUAACAAAUUCCAAUUGGGUUAAAUAUUUGAUAGCUUUUGUAAUUCUUUUUGUGGUUUUGAUAUUUUCCUUAAGAUACCUAAUGAAGAGGUUUCAAUAUUCCUUAAACUAA